AUAAGUUCCAUACCUAAAACAUGUGAAGUUCGUCAACAAGUUCUCCGCUGAAAUACAAAUUUUUGAAAAUGUCCGAUAAUUCGAGGAGGGCUUUAAAUUUGCAGGGUGUGCUGAAAUAUUCUGUCGAACACACCGCCAACGCAGAAGCCGCCGAUGCACAACUAAGCACCGAUCUAGAUGAAGAGAAAAGUCGAUUCCUAGAGGGUGCAAUAAAUUCACUCACAGUCGGCGCAUCAAAUGACUUUAAAACCGCAUUAGAAAUUCUAGACAGCUUAGAGACUAGCAUAGAGGAAAAAGAGGAAAGUCUGAAUCAUCUGAGAAGCCACAUUGAUGACAUCGAUCUGGCGAAUUCCCUAGCCAAAAUGGGCGGCACAAAGACUUUAAUCCGAUAUAUAACAGUGCCGGAAAAGGAGCUGCAGGCAUUGUCCAUUAAUAUUGUCGCUGAAAUGGCACAAAAUAACAUAUUUUGCCAGGACAUUUUCACCAAGGAGAAAUUUUUGCCAGCGCUUGCACGAAAUUUGAGUGAAGCGAAUGAGAAUAUAGUUCGGUGUUCCAUCUAUGCCAUAUCAUCGAUAAUACGAAGCUUUCAGCCAGGCAUGAACGAAUUCAAGCGAAUAAAUGGAGUUAAGGCUCUGUUGCCGUGCCUGAAGUCCUCCAAUUCAGAUGUCUAUAUAAAAGCAGCAUUUCUCAUAGCAUCCCUAUGCUCGCUGGAUAAGUCUCUUAGAGAUGCAUUUUUAAAGGCCGACGCAUUUUCUAUAUUAUUGGAAAACUUAAAGCCCGUCGAUGACUUUGAUGUGAAACAGGAGACCACACUUUAUGCAUGUUCCACCCUCUCAUUAAAUUCGAAUUUGAAGCUGUCGGCGGAGAAACGCAAAGAUUUGGACCUUAUUUUGGCACAAAUAAUUUCAAAUAACAAGCAAAACGAAGAUUGCGAGGACAUGGUAAACUAUGCAAAGAACAUUGCGGACAACUUGAAAACACUGCCUUGAAAAAUAUAAGAAUCACAGACACGGGGAAUAUAUUAAUUUAGUAUGGAUUUUAUAAGAGAUCACGCAAGAGCUUCGCUAAAUUUUCAGGGUGCGUUUGCCCAGUAUUUUUCGAAAUUUCAGUAAAAAAGACCAUCCAGAACAGGGUCUACAAACUGAUCAACUGUUUUCCGGGAAUCCGCGUUCCAAUGGCAGUGGGUCACGUAAUCUUGGAUCAAUAUGUGAUCCACAUGAUCGACCAAACAAACGCAGAAUCGAUGGAUUGUGCGUUUGUUAGGCCGGUUACGUCGAUUGCAUAUUGAUUUAAGCGUACGAAACAUAUUCCUCUUGGAACGCUGUUCCCCGCGCAACAGCCGAUCAGUUUGUAGGUUCCGUUCCGCAAUUAUCUGUCUUUCCAUAAUUAAAUUUUAAACAGUACUGGGAUUGGCGCAACUCUUCCUUGAACUAGCAUAAAAUCCAUACCGAAAAUAGUACCUACGUCGCUAUCUUAUACAGCUAAAAGCAAAUUAAAUUAAAACAAUAUUAGGUAAUAAUUUUAAUACGAAA
Molecule: messenger RNA, 1532 nt
Organism: Drosophila obscura
Lineage: Eukaryota; Metazoa; Arthropoda; Insecta; Diptera; Drosophilidae
Product: hsp70 nucleotide exchange factor fes1
Exons: 5
Coding region: 69-989 (306 amino acids)
Source: RefSeq, a predicted model, not a curated record